AUGAAGGCCCUCGGCACCGACCUGCUACCCGGCUCGCGCCUCCUGCGCGCCACCCUACUCGCCUUCGCCUGCGCCGCCGCCUUCCUCAUCGGCUACCGCUGGUCCGGCGCCUCCCCGAGCCUCCUCUUCUUCUCCUCCUCCUCCUCCUCCCGCCUCUCCUCCGGCUCCCCCUCCGUCGCCAUCUCUCCCAACGCCAACGUCUCCUUCGACCCGUCCCUAAUCCCCUCCCCCGCAGCUGCCCCGAUUGCUUCACCUCCAAUAAAUAAAAAGACGGCCGCUUUAUCUGCUACUCCCAAUGCCUCGCCGCCGGCUUCAGUGCCGGCUCCGGCGCAGGCGCCGCCUCCUCCCCUCCCUCCCCCGCCACCGCCCCUGGCCCCUCCACCGCCCGCCCGCCUCGGCAUCGUCGGUGACGACGGCGCUAUGCGCGACGACUUCGACAUCGGCGCUGUCUCCAACGACACCGAUCUGGCCACCGACGUGGACGCGCCGCAGGAGCCUAGCAACGCGGAAGCCGGCGGCGGGAACAAGGUUCGGAUUGGGAAAUUCCCGGCCUGCCCCGAGAGCAUGAGGGAGUACAUUCCCUGCCUCGACAACGACGAGGAGAUCAAGCGGCUGCCCUCCACGGAUCGUGGUGAGCGGUUCGAGAGGCACUGCCCUGCCAAGGACAAGGCCCUUAGCUGCCUGGUGCCGGCCCCAAAGGGGUAUAAGGUGCCAAUUCCCUGGCCUCGGAGCAGAGACGAGGUGUGGUUCAGCAAUGUACCUCAUACACGGUUGGUUGAUGACAAAGGAGGGCAGAAUUGGAUUACCAAGGCUAAAGAUAAAUUUACAUUUCCUGGAGGAGGAACCCAAUUCAUACAUGGAGCAGAUCAAUAUUUGGAUCAGAUAUCUCAGAUGGUACCAGAUAUUGCAUUUGGCUCUCGCACUAGAGUUGUUCUGGAUGUUGGCUGUGGAGUAGCAAGUUUUGGCGCAUACUUACUUUCGCGUGAUGUGUUGACAUUGUCAAUAGCUCCCAAAGAUGUUCAUGAGAAUCAAAUACAGUUUGCUCUUGAGCGUGGUGUUCCUGCAAUGGUGGCAGCAUUUGCAACGCACCGACUAUUAUAUCCCAGUCAAGCAUUUGAGAUUAUCCACUGCUCCCGCUGCAGAAUAAAUUGGACCCGUGACGAUGGGAUUCUACUCCUGGAGGUUAAUAGAAUGCUCAGAGCAGGUGGGUACUUUGCUUGGGCAGCACAACCAGUUUAUAAGCAUGAAGAGGCCCAGCAAGAGGCAUGGAAAGAGAUGGAGGACCUCACAUCCCGACUAUGUUGGGAACUUGUGAAGAAAGAGGGAUAUGUUGCUAUAUGGAGGAAACCUCUAAAUAACUCAUGCUACAUGAGCCGUGAUCCUGGGGUCAAACCUCCACUUUGUAAUGCUGAUGAUAAUCCAGAUGAUGUCUGGUAUGUUAAUCUGAAAGCGUGUAUUAGUCGACUACCUGAAAAUGGUGAUGGAUCAACUCCCUUCCCAUGGCCUGCACGCUUAACAGAACCUCCAAGGAGACUUCAAGGUGUUGAAAUGGACGCCUACUCAUCAAAGAAUGAGCUUUACAAAGCCGAAACAAAAUUUUGGGAUGAUAUAGUCGAAGGUUAUAUUCGUGUUUUCAAGUGGAAAAAGUUCAAACUCCGGAAUGUAAUGGACAUGAGGGCUGGAUUUGGAGGGUUUGCAGCGGCAUUGAUCAACCGCAAGCUUGAUUUCUGGGUGAUGAAUGUUGUUCCUGUUACUCAGCCAAACACACUGCCCGUAAUUUAUGACCGGGGACUUCUUGGAGUGGCUCAUGACUGGUGUGAACCAUUUGACACUUAUCCAAGGACUUAUGAUCUACUGCAUGCAUUUGGCCUAUUCUCAAAGGAGCAGAUAAGGUGUAACAUCUCAAGUAUCUUGCUUGAGAUGGAUCGCAUACUCAGACCAGGUGGCAAGGCUUAUAUUCGCGAUAAAAAGGAAACGAUACAGGAGAUCAAAGAAAUUACAGACGCCAUGGGAUGGAGGGCUACUAUACGUGACACUUCUGAAGGUCCGUAUGCUAGCAGGAAGGUUUUGAUGUGCGACAAGCCGACGGUGCGGUAGCUGUGCUGCAUGUCUGUGGCUUAAUUUUCCGCCACUGUUAGAACUGACUAUCAGAUCGAGCUACAUUGGAGUGGAGAUUGACAUUUGUUCCGUAGAUAGGGUUGUUGGAUGUCAAAAUCUGUAACUUAAUCAAUUUGAUUCAUCAUUCGUUUGUACAAAGCCCAAUCUAGCCGUUGAAGCUCGGCAUGUUUUUGUUGUUGUAACUUAUACGGUAAGUAAAGAAUACUCGAGAAAGAUUUUGGUGAAUAGAGUGGCUGAGAUUUCGUUA
Lolium rigidum is the source of this 2365-nucleotide messenger RNA. Its product is annotated as probable methyltransferase PMT11. The record is from RefSeq and is a predicted model, not a curated record. The coding region runs from base 1 to 2097 and encodes 698 amino acids. Gene Ontology annotation, molecular function: methyltransferase activity. NCBI's taxonomy places the organism in Eukaryota, Viridiplantae, Streptophyta, Magnoliopsida, Poales, Poaceae. Gene Ontology annotation, cellular component: cytoplasm; trans-Golgi network; endosome. The transcript is spliced from 9 exons.